Argiope bruennichi is the source of this 1374-nucleotide messenger RNA. It is a transcript of the gene Fen1, whose product is annotated as flap endonuclease 1-like. Gene Ontology annotation, cellular component: nucleus. The coding region runs from base 83 to 1240 and encodes 385 amino acids. The transcript has 12 exons. Lineage: Eukaryota; Metazoa; Arthropoda; Arachnida; Araneae; Araneidae. Gene Ontology annotation, molecular function: 5'-3' exonuclease activity; DNA binding; RNA-DNA hybrid ribonuclease activity. The record is from RefSeq and is a predicted model, not a curated record.
AUUGCUUCUUUUCGCGGGAAUUUGUGUUUACACGCUGAUUUGCUUCAGUUUUGAAAUUCUUCAAUUUAUAAAGUAAGCAAGCAUGGGAAUUCAGGGCCUAGCGAAACUAAUUGCAGAUAAUGCUCCAUCUUCAGUCAAAGAAAACGAAAUUAAAAAUUAUUUUGGACGUAAGAUAGCCGUUGAUGCUUCUAUGAGCAUUUAUCAGUUUCUUAUUGCUGUUCGCCAAGAAGCCAGUAUGCUGACUAAUGCAGAUGGAGAAACCACUAGCCAUUUGGUUGGUCUAUUUUACCGUACUAUUCGUAUGAUUGAUAAUGGAAUCAAGCCAGUGUAUGUAUUUGAUGGUAAACCUCCACAAAUGAAAUCUUCAGAGUUAGAAAAACGACAAGAAAGGAGAGCAGAAGCCCAAAAGAAUCUAGAAAAAGCUGAAGAAGAAGGUGUUGCUGAAGAUGUGAAUAAAUUUAGCAGACGACUGGUUAAAGUUACUAAACAACAUAAUGAUGAAUGUAAAGAACUAUUAAAACUUAUGGGUGUACCUUAUGUUGAGGCUCCUUGUGAAGCUGAAGCACAGUGUGCAGCUUUAGUGAAAGGUGGUAAAGUGUAUGCUACAGCUACUGAAGAUAUGGAUGGUUUAACAUUUGGUUCUACAGUUCUCUUGAGGCAUAUGACAUUUAGUGAAGCAAGAAAAAUGCCUAUUAAGGAAUUUCACUUGAAUCGUGUUUUGGAUGAAUUAGGUCUGAAUCAAGAUGAAUUUAUUGACCUUUGCAUUCUUCUUGGAUGUGAUUAUUGUGAAAGUAUUAAAGGAAUAGGACCUAAAAAGGCUUUUGAAUACAUUAAGAGUGAUAAGUGUAUUGAAAAUAUUAUUGAAAAAGUUGAAAAACAGGGGAAGUACAAGAUUCCAGAAGAUUGGCUUUAUAAAGAAGCAAGGGAGCUUUUCAGAAAACCAGAAGUAGCUGAUCCUGAAUCUGUUGAACUGAAAUGGACUGAUCCAGAUGAAGAAGGUCUCAUUAAAUUUCUUUGCGGUGAUAAAGGCUUCAGUGAAGACAGAGUUAAAAAUGGAGUGAAAAAGCUAUUGAAAGGUCGACAUGGAAGUACUCAAGGAAGAUUAGACAGUUUUUUCACUGUUAUUCCUAAAAGUAAUACGAAUACAAAUUCUGUGAAAAGAAAGGCAGAAGAAAAUGGCAAUGCCAAAAAGAAAGGAAAAGCACCACGGGGCAGAGGUUCUGGUAAACGUGGAAAAUAAGCUUUAUUGCAGCUGGCCACUUGUAAAGAAUAUCAUUUUUUUAUUUUUAGUAUUAUUGAAUUUUGACUCAGAAAAAUGUAAAGUGAAUUUUAUGUAAUGUAUGUGUUAAAAUAUUAAACUGGUUUAUAAUAGUA